AUGAAUACGCUUGUCGUUACACUAUGGUACUUAAAAUAUUAUCAUUCAGAACGUUAUAUUGCUUUAGAAUUGAAUUUAAUUCAACAAGCAGCGAAUUAUUUAUUGUCAACAGUUAUCAAUAUUUUACAUUCGUGUUUAUAUCCAGAUUUAAUUUCAAUACCUGCUAAUAUAUCUAGCCAACAACGUAAAGCAUAUUAUUGUGCGAAAAUUUCAACAAAUUAUGCAUUGAAAGUGCAAAUAGCUCAUGACUUUCAUUAUCGAAUAGUACACGUAUCCGAAUGUUUUCGUGGAAGUGUAGAUGACAUUACAGUUCUAAGAGAAUCAGGACUAUUAGAACAUGUAAACAACGCCGUGCAAAUUAUUGCGGAUAAAGGAUAUAUUGGUGAAGAAUACGUAAUUACUCCCAAAAAGAAGCCUCAUGGACGUGAAUUAAUAGAUGAAGAUAAGGAUUUGAAUCAUGACAUUAAUAGCACAAGAGCAGCUAUUGAAAAUAUUAAUCAACGUCUUAAAAUUUAUGCAAUUCUUGGUGGUGUCUACAGAGGAACUAUUGAUGGUUUUCAUAAGGCAACAAAAAUCGUACAAGUUGUUUGCAUUCUCUGUAAUUUGAACUUAAUAAAACAUUCUAUUCGUAGAUAA
Rotaria sp. Silwood2 is the source of this 636-nucleotide messenger RNA. The record is from the annotation of a GenBank genome assembly. NCBI's taxonomy places the organism in Eukaryota, Metazoa, Rotifera, Eurotatoria, Philodinida, Philodinidae.